Messenger RNA from Vigna umbellata (rice bean), 1478 nucleotides. RefSeq names its product nodulin MtN21 /EamA-like transporter family protein (gene UMAMIT33). The record is from RefSeq and is a predicted model, not a curated record. Gene Ontology annotation, molecular function: transmembrane transporter activity. Gene Ontology annotation, cellular component: membrane. NCBI's taxonomy places the organism in Eukaryota, Viridiplantae, Streptophyta, Magnoliopsida, Fabales, Fabaceae.
CUCCAUAUAUGUAAUAGAAGGUGGGAAAACAUUCCAACUUUUAGAUUGUAUCUGAAAAAAAUGGGUAGUCUAGCAAGUCAUCUUCCUCUAAUUGUUAUGGUAGGUCUGCAAGUUCAUUAUGCAGCACUUGCCAUCUUCACAAGAGCAGCCCUGUUAGAUGGGUUGAGUACAACAGUCUUUGUAGUGUACAGGCAAGGCAUAGCAACCUUGGCUUUGGCCCCUAUGUUUUUCUCUUCUAAGAGGAGACAAUCGGUAAAAAGUUGUUUGGGAUUCAGGAGCGUCUUUUUGAUGUUCGUCACCGCUCUUGUUGGAGUCACAGCAAAUCAGAAUGCGUAUUUCAGAGGUUUAUAUUAUUCAUCUUCUACUGCAGCUACAGCAAUGAGUAAUCUGAUACCUGCUUUAACGUUUGUAAUUGCAGCAAUCGCGGGAUUUGAGAAACUUGAACUACGAAGCUUGAGAAGCAUGGCGAAGAUAUUAGGGACAAUUUGCUGUGUUAGUGGAGCCUUAACCAUGGCCUUGGUCAAAGGACAUAAACUCUUACACACAGAGUUCCUUCCUUCUAUACAUCUCACUGGCAGUAGUGAAGGUGACGAUUGGCUGCUGGGUUGUCUAUUGCUUUUAGCAAGCAGUGUUUUCUGGUCUUGUUGGAUGAUCCUGCAGGUACCAAUCGCUUCGUCCUGCCCAGACCAUUUAUUAUCAACCUUUUGGAUGUGUCUCUUUUCAACAGUACAGUCAGCCUUAUUUGCCCUACUCUCAGAGCCGGAUCUUGAAGCAUGGAUUUUGCAUUCACCUUUACAGAUUUCAUGUUCUUUAUACGCAGGACUCGGAAUAGCGGUUAGUUUCUUUAUUCAAUCCUGGUGCAUCUCAGAAAGAGGUCCUCUAUACUGUGCAAUGUUCAACCCUUUAGCAACAGUAAUCACUGCUUUCAUAAGUGCAACAUUCUUACAAGAAGAAUUAUACAUCGGAAGUUUGAUAGGGGCUGUUGGAGUUAUUGCUGGUUUGUAUAUUGUGCUUUGGGGUAAAGCCAAAGAGUUUGCUGAGAUUAAACCAGCGGCACCACAAUCAAACUUGCAAGAUGAUGAGAUAAGUAGUAGGAUAGAUUUGGAACAACCCCUUCUAUCAGAUAAAUCUGAACAUGUAACAGAGACAGAUAGCAAGGUGUAGUAGCCAGACUAAUCAAUAGAAGUUUUGGUGAAAUUUUGAUCAUUUCAGAAUUCAACAAACGGAAACAUGAACAAGUUGCAGCCUAAACGAACUUGGCCUCAUUUCUUUCACCAAAAUUUCCAACGAUGAUAGUGUGAAAAUAAAUUCGGUUCAUGGCCCUGAUUAAUGGUAAUUAUGUAAAAGUGAUAAUAUGUCUUAGGAGAAAAUAUGAAUUAUUUUUGGUUUAUUUCUUCAGUGCCACCUUCCUUCCGAUUUUGAUAGGCAAAUUAGGGGUGUUUUGUUUUUCAUUUUAUUUUAUUACAAAGUUAUCCUCA